AUGGCGGCGAUAUUUUCCAAGUACGGGGAGCUGGUGAACUUCAUCAUUCGGCCCCCGAGAGAUAAUUACAAAGAAGAAGAGUUGGGCCCCCCCCUCUUCACUAUGGCGGGAAGGCUGUACAAACGCACAGACCUGGAAUUAGUCAACAGAAGGAACAUGCGGCUUCAGUGCAGCCACUUCGAGCCUGUCUUAUCGUCUCGCUCAAAGAAGAAGCUCCCCUGCGUCGUUUACUUGCACGGGAACUGUUCUUCUCGAAUUGAAGCCAUGUCGGCGCUGCCGGUGCUGCUGCCACAAAAUAUAACUGUUUUUGCUUUUGACUUUUCCGGCAGCGGCAAGUCGGACGGGCCCUACAUCAGCUUGGGGUGGUGGGAGCGGGACGACGUGGACACCGUGGUGGAGCACCUGCGGUGUCUAGACACCGUGUCUGCUGUGGGGCUGUGGGGCCGCAGCAUGGGCGCCGUCACGGCUUUGCUGCAUGCAUGCAGAGACCCCACCAUUGGCGGCGUGGUUUUGGACUCUCCAUUUGCUUCGCUGCGGCGCCUCGCCGAAGAACUCGCGAGCGUCGCUCUGCAGUUUGCGCUGCCGCAUUUCUUGCUUGCUGCGCUGCUGUCUAUGUCAGAAACUCCAUAA
Messenger RNA from Eimeria necatrix, 630 nucleotides. RefSeq lists its product as hypothetical. The coding region runs from base 1 to 630 and encodes 209 amino acids. The record is from RefSeq and is a predicted model, not a curated record. NCBI's taxonomy places the organism in Eukaryota, Apicomplexa, Conoidasida, Eucoccidiorida, Eimeriidae. The transcript has 8 exons.